Messenger RNA from Phytophthora sojae, 1905 nucleotides. RefSeq lists its product as hypothetical. The record is from RefSeq and is a predicted model, not a curated record. The coding region runs from base 1 to 1905 and encodes 634 amino acids. Gene Ontology annotation, cellular component: membrane. The transcript is spliced from 4 exons. Gene Ontology annotation, biological process: transmembrane transport. NCBI's taxonomy places the organism in Eukaryota, Oomycota, Peronosporomycetes, Peronosporales, Peronosporaceae.
AUGGCGUCGUGCCUGCCGCGCUACAACGUGGCCAAGGACCUCAAGUUCGACGUGGUGGCUGGCAUCACGGUGGCCAUGAUGCUCAUCCCGCAGGAGGUGUCGCUGUCGACGAUCAUGAACGUGCCGGCCCACCACGGACUCUACACGGCCGCCACGGCGCCGCUGGUGUACGCCAUCUUCGGCUCCAGCACGGUACUGUCGGUCUCUAGCGGUUCCGAGGUGUCGCUGCUGGUCGGCACCAUCCUGGAGGACAUUGACGACGAGGACGAGCGCGUGGCCACGGGCAUCAUGAUGGCCUUCCUCAGUGGCUGCAUCCUGCUGCUCGUGCGCGUUUUGAAUCUGAGCCAGCUCGCCGACUUCUUCUCGCGGCCGGUCAUGGGCGGCUUCGUGUCGGCCGGAGGGAUCCUCAUCAUGCUGUCGCAGUUCUCCAACGCCUUGGGCAUCAAGUUCCCGUCGCAGGACUACCCGCCGCAGACGGUGUACCAGAUCUUCAAGCACAUCGGCAAAACCAACUUGACGGCGUUCGCGGUGGCCGCCAUCUCGAUCGCGUACCUGCUCGGAGUCAAGAUCUUCAAGAAGCGCUUCUUCCCGUCCCCUGUAUUGAUGCAGCUCUUCGAGCCGGACAAGCCGACCAAGGACGACGCUCAAGUCAAGUCCGAGGACAUCGAGCAGAUCCAGACGCCCGUAAUGAACAACGAGGUCUCGCACAGUCAUGGCUUCUCCCUCACGGACCAGCAGUACGUGAGCAUGGAGACUUCGCUCCACCGUCGCGGUGACUACACUCCAGUGACCGAAGCUGCAGAGAAGAACCUGGCGGAUGAAGUCCCAAAGAAGUCCACCACUAGGCUCCUUGGGAUCUUCAUCGUACGGACGAUUUGUGACCUGGGCCCCCUGGUGGUGUGCAUUGUUGGAGGUAUCAUCGGUUGGGCGCUUGGCUCAUCGCGCCUGAAGCUCACGGGUUCGAUCCCCGGCGGAUUCCCCGACCCUAAGGUGCCCUGGUAUGGCUUCGACUCGGGCCUCAUUGACGGCGACCGCUUCGGAACGAUCCUGUACAACUCGCUGACUGUGGUCGUCGUCGUGUUCCUGUCAAGUAUUGCCAUGGCCAAGCGUCUAGCCAUUCAGCGUGGCGAAGACAUCAACUGCGACCAGGAACUCACGGGCCUGGGUAUCGCCAGCGUCGUGCCAUGCCCCCCCACGGGUGGCAUGUCCCGCACAGCCGUGAACCUGCUCAACGCGCACACGCAGCUCUCGUCGAUCAUCACUACUCUGAUCGUCAUCCUCGCGCUGCACACGCUGACCGGCGCAAUGGCGUACCUCCCGGGCGGCACACUCGCCUCGAUCAUCAUCGUCGCCGGCUACUCGCUGGUCGAGUUCAAGGAGGCCAAGUGGCUCUACCGCGUCAACCGCGACGAGUUCGUUGUGUGGACGGCGUCCUUCAUCCUCACGCUGGGUCUGGGCGUGCUGGACGGCCUUAUCGCGUCCAUCGUCUGCUCCGUGCUGGCGCUCAUGUGGAAGACCAAGACGUCGCCCGUGGUGAUCCUCGGAGAGCUCGACAACGGCCGAUUCCUGGACCGCGAGCUGUUCUCCGAGGCGCACGACCUGGGCGACGUCAUCGCCAUCCGCGUCGACAGCUCGCUCUACUUCGCCAACUGCGAGCGCGUGGCUCUCUUCGCUGAGCGCGAGAUGGUUCGUCUUCAGGAGAAGCUGGCGGUGCGCGGCGUGAGCUUCGCCAUCGCGAACGCCAAGAGCCGCCUGCACGACAACGUGGCGUCUACGAAUAUCAUCAAGCGCAUCCUGGCCAAGGACCCCAGCAUCUCGGUCGAAGAGGCCGUGCGCAUGCUGCACGAUCUACCGACGUCGGGCCACACUUCUCCAUCCUCCAUGUCCCGACUGUCGACGGUGUAG